Rana temporaria (common frog) is the source of this 1118-nucleotide messenger RNA. Its product is annotated as uroplakin-3b-like protein 1. The transcript has 6 exons. Lineage: Eukaryota; Metazoa; Chordata; Amphibia; Anura; Ranidae. The record is from RefSeq and is a predicted model, not a curated record. Bases 198 to 980 code for a protein of 260 amino acids.
UAGGUCAAAGUCUGAAGAAUGUCAUUUUAAUAAAUAGCAUUACACCCCUUAGGGGAGAACAAGUACUGCUGGGAAAUGUCACCUCUCCUAAAGUACGCAACAAAUGUUUCCGCAUGUAAGGAUAUCAAACAGUGAAAAGUAUCGAUAGAAAACCUACUACAACAUCAAACGCUUACAAGAAACCUUGAUCUUUUGGAAUGAUGGAUCUGAUUAUUAAACUGGGACUAUUCUUAACAAUGUGCACCGUUGUAUCUACAGAAGAUGUGUCGCAAUAUCAACCAACGUUAUUAACAAACCCAACAUCUAACACAAAAUAUAAGCCGACAUACAGUACGUUUGUACUGGAACAACCAAACUGCCUUUUUACUCAGUAUAAUACAACUAAUGUGUGGCUAGUUGUUGCAAAGAAUGACACUUAUUCCCAGAUUACUGAUACAAAUCUCAGCACCCCAGUCAAAUAUACGUCAUUUAUAAAUAAUCUUUCAAAUUAUUAUCAUACUCUACCUAUGCCAGCUGGAGCGUACCCAUGCUCAAACGGCUUAAUUAAUGCUUUGCUAAUUGGUUCACAAAAAAACUGUCCAGGAGAUACAUUCUGCAAUGGUCCACUGAAAAAUGAUACAUACAGAGUAAAAUUUAUUUUACUAUCAAGUACUGGAAUAUUUAAUCAAACACAAUGGUCUGAUACAAUUUUGGUUCCAAAACUGGAAGUUUUUCGGGAAAAAGUUGAACCUGAAGGCCGAAGUAGAGGAAUGAUUGUGCUAACUUCCAUACUUUCUGUUUUACUAGCUAUUUUGGUAAUAAGCUUAAUUGCUGCAUUAGCUAUUGGAAGUCGGGACAUUUGUUGGAAACAAACACUGAACUACGAUGUAGGUGUAUAUGGAAAUUUUGAUCAUUUAACCCGUGGCACUUAUAGAACACAUUAUGAGCAUUUCACCUCUUCAUCUUUUCGUGGCAGAAAACCACUUUCUGAGGACAUGUAAACAAAAAACAUUGUGUUUCUUUAUAACCAUACAGUAUAUGUAUUUGUUUUGUCACUGUAUACUGAUUUCAUUCUGUUGUGUACAUAGAAAUGAGAAAGAAUGUAUGCAAAUGUCAUUAAAGUAUAACUAAAGGCAAAA